Gadus macrocephalus (Pacific cod) is the source of this 2022-nucleotide messenger RNA. RefSeq names its product spondin 2a, extracellular matrix protein (gene spon2a). The record is from RefSeq and is a predicted model, not a curated record. The transcript has 5 exons. Lineage: Eukaryota; Metazoa; Chordata; Actinopteri; Gadiformes; Gadidae. Bases 1 to 939 code for a protein of 312 amino acids. Gene Ontology annotation, biological process: cell adhesion. Gene Ontology annotation, cellular component: extracellular matrix.
AUGUCUAAAUGGAGCUGUGAGACCAUUGCUCCAUCUGCCUUGACCCGAUCUCUGCAUUCACUGUCUCGUCCCCCUCUCUCCCCCCCCUCUCGUCCCCCCUCUCGUCCCCCCUCUCGUCCCCCCUCUCGUCCCCCCUCUCGUCCCCUCUCCCCCCCCCCCCUGUUAGCCGUGACCCACAACAGCCGGUUCCAGCUGUGGCGGGAGGGUGUGGCGGCCGGCGGCGGCGUGCAGAGCUUCGCCGAGCUGGGGCUGACGGUGGAGGUGGUGAAGGAGGCCAAGGAGGCCCGGAAGAGGCGGGCGGUGGGGGCCAUGUACCGGACGGCCGGCGUCCCCAACGGCAUCAGCCACAGCUCCACGGAGCUGCUGAUGCAGCCCCGUACCCCGCUGCUCUCGCUGAUGGUGAAGGUGAUUCCAAGCCCUGAUUGGUUCGUCGGCGUGGACAGCUUCAGCCUCUGCGAAGGCGGCCAGUGGAAACAGGAAGUGACCCUUGACCUCCAGCCGUUUGAUGCCGGGACCGACAGCGGCUUCACCUUCUCCUCUCCCAACUACCCGACCGUCCCGGUGGAGAACGUCACGCGGAUCACCUCCCAGAUGCCCCACCACCCCGCCAACUCCUUCUUCUACCCGCGGCUCAAGGAGCUCCCGCCCAUCGCCACCGUCAAGGCCAUCCGCCAGGACCGCUCGUCGGCGCGACAGGUCCCCAUGUCCAAUCACAUCCUGCCCAACUCCAUCAGCCCCCAGAGGUUCUCAGAGACGCCGCUGGACUGCGAGGUGGCGCUCUGGUCCUCCUGGGGGCUCUGUCUGGGCUCCUGCUCCCGCGGGGGGGUCCGCCACCGCAGCCGCUACAUCCUGCUGCGGCCCGCCAACGCGGGCACGCCCUGCCCCGAGCUGGAGGAGCAGGCCGAGUGCACGCACCACAACUGCCUGAGGCGGCAGUAGUGAGUCGUAGUGAGUACGACUCACUGGGGCGGCUACUCACGUUACUGCUGGACUGAGACGAAGACGACGCCGCUGAGAGGACGACGACGAUGAAGAGGACGACGGCGAUGAAGAGGACGACGGCGAUGAAGAGGACGAUGAGGAUGCGGUCUUAAUCUGAAAAAACGUGCACGUUAUCACUUCUCAGGCGAUGCUAUCCAGACUUUGUUGCUGUUGUUCCUUCUGUCCCUUUGGGGUAAGGACAUCACCGGUCGUUUGGCUUUGGUGUGCGUGGAAGAGGGGUUGUUGAGGGAUGCCUGUUUGUGUUGCCCUGCGUCCCCACAGGAUUAGAUGAAUGAUGGUUCUACUUAACUCACUCCUCUGCUGGGGUUUCAGAAGACGCUAAUAUAAGGGCUUUCUAGAAAUGUCCCUAAAACUAAAGUGGGAACUUAUAAAAAGUGGAUUGUAUUUGUAUAGCCCUUAAUCACAGUUCCAGUCUCAAAGGGCUUCCCAGGCCAACAGUAUACCAAUAGAGUCCGAGGGAGGACGCCUUGAGAGGGAACACAGGAGAGGGUCACUCCUUCCAGAGGAGAAAAGAUGGAUGACCAAUGUAUGUCUUCAAUGUCCCUAAUAUGUACAGUUGCUAGUGGUUCACCAGUGGACAAACAUCACAAAUGCACAUUAUCUGUGAUAGGAAAGACACAGACACACACACACACACACACACACACACACACACACACACACACACACACACACACACACACACACACACACAAUCACACAGAGGUUUUGCACAUGCUUCUGAAGGCAUGGGGUCAUUAGUUUACAUAGGUAACCUACAGGCCUAUAUGCAGUGCUUUUAAAAUAACUCCUGCCUGAUUUAUAAAUAUCGCCACGAGAAACAUCUCAUUGCUCUUGUUGAAAUAGAAACGUCUGUUUGGAAUUUCUAGCCCACUUGAAAAAGAAGUGCAGGGUUUUAUAGCUGGUUAUAGAUUUGUAUUUAUCACUUUUGAUAUAGGAAACCAUGUUGAGAUUUUGUACAUAUUUUAAGGUGUAUCUUGUAUAUUUCAUAAAUAAAUUCGGAGGAGGCUAUAAAGGUGA